Messenger RNA from Daucus carota subsp. sativus, 1494 nucleotides. RefSeq names its product actin-related protein 2. Gene Ontology annotation, molecular function: actin filament binding. Gene Ontology annotation, cellular component: Arp2/3 protein complex; actin cortical patch. The record is from RefSeq and is a predicted model, not a curated record. NCBI's taxonomy places the organism in Eukaryota, Viridiplantae, Streptophyta, Magnoliopsida, Apiales, Apiaceae. Gene Ontology annotation, biological process: Arp2/3 complex-mediated actin nucleation. The transcript is spliced from 15 exons. Bases 135 to 1304 code for a protein of 389 amino acids.
AAAAGGAAAGGGACUCUAGGUGCGUUUUUGUUGCCAAACGGAGCCUAAAUUUGGGAGACCCAAGGUCCUUUAGAAUGGAGUAGAAUUGAAGAAAGAUCAUCAGCAAGAGGCAAGAAAUCAAAUCAGAUCAGAAGAUGGACAGCAAAAACGUGGUGGUGUGCGACAAUGGAACAGGGUAUGUUAAGUGUGGUUUUGCCGGAGAGAAUUUCCCUACUUCAGUCUUUCCCUGUGUCGUUGGCAGGCCAAUGCUUCGAUACGAAGAAUCACUUAUGGAACAAGAGCUUCAAGACACUCUUGUUGGAGAAGCAUGUUUGAAAUGGCAGCAUCAGUUGGACAUUUCGUAUCCGGUCAACAAUGGUAUAGUGCAAAAUUGGGACGAUAUGGGGCAUGUAUGGGACCAUGUAUUUUAUAGUGAACUCAAGGUUGAUCCAGCAGAAUGCAAAAUCCUACUCACUGAUCCGCCUCUCAAUCCAUCCAAAAACCGCGAAAAAAUGGUUGAGACUAUGUUUGAGAAGUACAAUUUUGCUGGUGUCUUCAUACAAAUUCAGGCUGUUCUGACAUUAUAUGCUCAAGGUCUAUUAACUGGACUUGUCAUUGAUUCUGGUGAUGGUGUCACCCACGUGGUUCCUGUUGUUGAUGGGUACUCAUUUCCUCAUCUUACCAAAAGAAUGAAUGUUGCUGGAAGGCAUAUUACAUCUUAUCUUGUUGACUUGCUUCAGAGAAGAGGGUAUGCUAUGAAUAGAAGUGCUGAUUUUGAGACUGUUAGGGAUAUAAAGGAGAAGCUGUGCUACUUAAGUUAUGAUUACAAAAGGGAGUAUCAGUUAGGACUUGAGACCACUAUCCUUGUUAAGAACUAUACUCUCCCAGAUGGAAGAGUCAUUAAAGUUGGCACUGAAAGGUUUCAGGCCCCUGAGGCUCUUUUUACACCUGAACUAAUUGAUGUUGAAGGGGAUGGAAUGGCUGACAUGGUAUUUCGCUGCAUACAGGAAAUGGACAUCGACAAUCGGAUGAUGCUCUACCAACAUAUAGUGUUGAGCGGAGGGAGUACUAUGUAUCCUGGUUUACCUAGUCGCCUUGAGAAAGAAAUUCAAGAUCGGUAUCUUGAUGUUGUUUUGAAAGGGAACAAAGAUGGACUGAAGAAACUUCGCUUAAGGAUAGAGGAUCCACCACGGAGGAAGCAUAUGGUGUACCUUGGAGGUGCAGUUCUUGCCGGAAUUAUGAAGGAUGCCCCGGAAUUUUGGAUAAAUAGAGAGGACUAUUUGGAAGAAGGAGUUGCUUGUUUAAGCAAGUGUGGCCAGGCAUGAUGAUGUAUCAGAGGGGUUCAUUUUUCCUUCCGAGACCAUUAUUCUUUGCAGUAAGUGUGGGAAUGUAGCAAAUUUAAAUAGUAUUCUGGUAGUCUGCUUGGAUUGAUUGUGCAUUCUUAUAAUAUUCAGGCCAAGGUUUAAUAAGUUUACACUCGGUUGAAAGUUAUAUAGGUUAUUGCUUUUAUUUAAA